AUGUACACGCACAGCCCCCUCAACCGAGAUCGCCGAGAAAUCAGGCUCGUCAGACUGCGUCCGCCUUCCAACGCGGACCUCAUCACGGCGCCGGUCUCGCUUGAAAUUCGACACGUCUCACUGGACGACGACGUGCUCUAUGCCGCCCUGUCCUAUGUGUGGGGCGACGCUGCCGACACCGUCCCCAUCGACAUCGAUGGCGCCCCCUUCCGCGUCACCAGGAACCUGCACGCCGCCUUGCAGCAGUUCGCGCGGGACGGCGUCGACUCGUGGCUCUGGGUCGACGCCGUGUGCAUCGCGCAGGCCGACCUGGCGGAGAAGAGCUGGCAGAUCGACGCCAUGCGGGACGUCUUCGGCGGUGCCGUGAUGGUGUACAUGUGGCUCGGCCCCGGUACCGAGGAGAGCGACACCAUCAUGGAGUUUAUCUCGCGGGCAGCGGCCUGGCGCGGGAUCGACGGCAUGGUGAAGCUGCUCGGCCAGGGGCACGUACGGACUGUGCGAGAAAUCGCAUCUCACGUCGCUUCCCGAUUCUCCCCUUGGGGCGAGCCGAAAAUGCCGAGCCCGGAGACGGAGACGGAGACGGAGACGGGGACGGAGACGGUUCUGCGACCAAUUGAUUCCCAGGACACAAGUGCCUUAGCCAACCGUGGGCGGAGUGAGAGUCCCCUCUUGAACGAUACUCAGACUUCGGAAACGAAGCUGGCGGUAUACGAGCUCCUGCGUGAUUUUCUCUCUCAUAGGAACCCCCCGCUCUUUGACGCGAUUUGCAACCUGCUGCAAAGAGACUACUGGCACCGGGUGUGGAUCAUCCAAGAGGUCUCCCUGGCCCGCGAUGCACGCGUGGUCGUCGGGACCAAGACUAUCCCGCUCGACAUAUUCGACGCCGUCUUCAACGCGCUGUGGUUCUCCUUGUACAAUGUCAAAAUGAACCUCGCGACGCGGCGGAUCUUCAGGACCGGGGUGCACAACCUCUCCAAUAUCACGUCUCUGAGGAUCCGCAACCUACGGAGGAAGGGUUCGACAGUGCGGCUGGUCGACAUCCUCUGGAACGUCAGCGCCGCUGUGUACCGGCCUCACUACUCCGCCUCAGACCCUCGGGACAUUGCGUUUGGCCUGCUGGGCGUGAUGGAUGACGAGGAGAGGGGCGGCCUCCAGACAGAUUACUCGCUGUCAACAGAGGAGGUCUUCGCGAGGAUCACAACGGCACUAUUGGACCAUUCAGGCUCCAGGGAUUCUGAACCUAGGGAUUCUGACUCCAGGGAUUCCGACUUCUACCUCGAUUCCAUACUGCCAGGGGACGAAAACGGAAUACUGCCCACCUGGGUCCCCGACUGGGUUGAUGUCGGCCAGUACGGCCAGGAUGUCUUGGCAGUGAGCUACUACAAAUCCUUCUGCGCGGCCGGAGAGAGGGUCCAACGGCAAACAUUCUCGGAGGCCGCAGGAAGAAAAGGUGGGCUUAGCUACAUCGUCCUGAGCGGCUGCUGCGUCGAUGAGGUGGUCCAAGUCAUGGAAGCUCCGGCCUGGCCCCAAGGACGCCGCUACAGACCACCUGGGAAGGGGGACGCCGAGCUCUGGUGCCAAUGCGUCAUUGCCUUCACCGGGCUACAUCCUGUCGGGAGUGGUGGCAACAACGAGGAGAAGGAGGGGGAGGCGGCGGCGGCGGCGGCGCACGUCUUUCAGACCCUCGUACAUGGCGAAAGCGGCAACUUUGCCGAGGAGCUCAACAGACUGGGGCCGGACAUCGUACGAAUGCGACGCGUGGACCCCGCCGCGUUAACAAGCCAAGGGGCCGCGAUGGUGCGCAGGUACACUCAGGCCCGGGCCGAAGAGCAGCUGGAGCCGCAGGCGCCUGUGGAUGACGAGGAGAUGAAGAGCUACAUGCGUGGUUGGCGAGAGAAUGUUUACUUGCAAAACAGGAAACGAACCCUUUUCAAGACGGCGAAGGGCACGCUCGGGGUAGGGCGUGUGGGGAUCAAAGCCGGCGACAUGUUGACCUUGAUCUGGGGAGCGCGCUCGCCCAUCGUCUUGAGCAGACGAUCGCGAGGGGGUUUCUACUUCCGGGGAGACGCGUAUGUCGACGGCCUCAUGCACGGGGAGUUUCUCAAAACCAAGCCGAGGGAGGAAGAGUUCACGCUGUACUGA
Messenger RNA from Colletotrichum higginsianum IMI 349063, 2142 nucleotides. RefSeq names its product Heterokaryon incompatibility protein. Bases 1 to 2142 code for a protein of 713 amino acids. Lineage: Eukaryota; Fungi; Ascomycota; Sordariomycetes; Glomerellales; Glomerellaceae. The transcript has a single exon. The record is from RefSeq and is a predicted model, not a curated record.